AUGUCAACUCAAUCAGGUAUUACAAUUUCAUCACAAUUGAAUGAUGCUUAUAAAAACUUGUCUACUAAUUCAGCAUUAAUUAUUAAAAUUUCAUCUGAUUCCACUGAAUUGAUUCCUGAUCAAAUUAUCACUGGAUCUGAUAAUACUACAUCAACCACUAAAGAUAUCACUAUUCUUGAACCUAUAUUUGAAAAAUUGAUUAAUCAAAUAUCUCAAGAAUUCCCUCAUCCUUCAUAUAUUGUAAUAUCUUAUAAUUCUAAUCAAUAUUUCAUUAGUUUUAUACCUGAUAUUGCUCCUAUUAAACAAAAAAUGCUUUAUGCAUCGACGAAAAAUUCAUUAAUUACAAGUUUAGGUGGUAAUAAAUUGAUUAAAAAAUUUGCUUGGACAGAAUUAGACGAAUUGACAUUAAAUUAUUUUAUUAAAUCAAUUGAUGAUGACCAGGGAUCUAACAUUAAAAAAGAAGAAGAAGAAGAAUUAAAUUUAUUAUUGACAGAAGAUGAAAUCACAUUACAAAAAUUGAAUAAUUUAUCACUUUAUUCAACAACAAAUCAUCAUCAUCAUGGAUUUAAGAAAAAAUUGCCAUCAAUGACCAAUGAUGAUGGUUCUACUACUGGUAGUGGUAAUGCUGAUCAAGAUAUAUUAUAUAAAUUUACACCAGAAUUAACUGAACAAUUACAAUCAAUAAUUGAGAAUUCUUCACCUGAAUCCAGUAAUGAUAAUGAUAAUAAGAAAUCAUUAAUUUCUUUUAAUAUUGAUACCACAAAAGAGUUAUUAACUUUAAAAUCAAUUGAUACUCAAAUUGAAAUUAAUCAAUUAAUUGAUACUUUAAAUAACCAUACUUCUUCAAGAAUUUCUCCACAAUAUAUUUUAUAUAAUUAUCAAAUUGGAAAAUUGGCAUUUAUAUAUUCUUGUCCAUCUGGAUCAUCAGUUAAAGAUAGAAUGAUUUAUGCAUCAUUUAAAAAUAGUUUAAUCAAUCAUUUGAAUCAAUUGAUAAAAUCAACCAACAUUGAUGAUGACAUUAUCAUUGAUAAAAAUAUUGAAGUUGGUGAUUUAGAUGAAAUUGAAUUGAGUCAAUUACAAGAUGCCAAUGAAUUAAUUCAUGAUACUAAUACUAAUGGUAAUAAUAAUAGUAGUAGCAAUUCUUUAUCUUCUAAUAAUUCAUCAUUAUCUUCUAAAAAUGGAUUGAAGUUUAAUAAACCAAAAGGUCCAAGAAGAAGAUAA
Messenger RNA from Candida albicans SC5314, 1221 nucleotides. RefSeq lists its product as uncharacterized. The record is from RefSeq and is a predicted model, not a curated record. NCBI's taxonomy places the organism in Eukaryota, Fungi, Ascomycota, Pichiomycetes, Serinales, Debaryomycetaceae. Gene Ontology annotation, cellular component: actin filament; cytoplasm. Bases 1 to 1221 code for a protein of 406 amino acids. Gene Ontology annotation, molecular function: actin monomer binding; actin filament binding. The transcript has a single exon. Gene Ontology annotation, biological process: actin filament depolymerization; barbed-end actin filament capping.